UUGGAGAAGGGAAGGGCCCAUUUAGCAGGACGAAACGCGAUAGGUUCGCAACAUUUCCUUUGUCGUAAUCUGCACAUCAUGAACGUAUUCAGGAGAUCUGCGGCUCUGGUCAAGAGUGCGCCGUUGAGCCAGGCUGUCCGUGCCUACGCCAGUGCCCCCGCCUCGUCUCAAAUCCCGUUGGCUCUCCACGGUAUCGAAGGUCGCUAUGCCACAGCUCUCUACUCUGCCGCCCAAAAGAAGGGUGCACUGGAAUCCGUCGAAAGCGAGCUCGUCAAACUCAAGGCCACUUUGGACAAGGACCCCAAGACAAAGACAUUGUUGGAAUCGCCUCUUGUGGACAAGAAGGCCAAGAAGAGCAUUGUGCAGAGUCUUGUCCAAGGCCGUGUGUCGGAGAUUACUCGCAACUUUUUUGACUUGUUGGCUGAGAAUGGUCGUUUGGACCAGACCAGCAAGAUUUUGGGGGCUUUUGAGCAGUUGAUGGCUGCGUACCGUCGCGAGGUUCCAGUUACCGUUAUCUCUGCAAAGGAAUUGGACGCCAAGACCUCGCGCCAACUUCAAGGCAUCUUGCAAAAGAGCAACCUCCUCGACAAGGACGCCAAAUUGAUCCUCACGAACAAGGUCGACCCCAACAUCUUGGGUGGUCUCGUCAUUGACUUUGGAGACAAGACCAUUGACCUGUCCGUCUCGUCCAAGAUCAGCAAGCUCAACCGGCUCUUGACCGAAGCCAUCUAAACAUGUCCUACCACUAGCCAAACCCACAAAAGAGAGAAAAAAAAUAUUUCAAAAAACACUCAUGUCUUUGCCAUAUCAUGUGGUUUCAUACCGGAACGUAUUGGGUGAUUUGGAUUACUUUUUUUUUCUUUGUUGUUGACAAAUGGUGUGAGGAGAAGAACAGAAAAUACCGAACCAACCCCCUCCUAAUUAGAUAUAUGUUUUUAAAAACAAAAGAGAUGAUGCGCGAGCCAUGUUGCAACCUCAUAUAUA
Messenger RNA from Spizellomyces punctatus DAOM BR117, 984 nucleotides. Its product is annotated as ATP synthase F1, delta subunit. Gene Ontology annotation, molecular function: proton-transporting ATP synthase activity, rotational mechanism. Gene Ontology annotation, biological process: proton motive force-driven mitochondrial ATP synthesis. NCBI's taxonomy places the organism in Eukaryota, Fungi, Chytridiomycota, Chytridiomycetes, Spizellomycetales, Spizellomycetaceae. The transcript is spliced from 4 exons. The record is from RefSeq and is a predicted model, not a curated record. Bases 79 to 732 code for a protein of 217 amino acids.